Messenger RNA from Peromyscus leucopus (white-footed mouse), 7685 nucleotides. It is a transcript of the gene Ankrd40cl, whose product is annotated as ANKRD40 C-terminal like. NCBI's taxonomy places the organism in Eukaryota, Metazoa, Chordata, Mammalia, Rodentia, Cricetidae. The transcript is spliced from 4 exons. The coding region runs from base 264 to 698 and encodes 144 amino acids. The record is from RefSeq and is a predicted model, not a curated record.
ACUCCUGUGCAUUGUAUCCAGGAGUCCCAGCCUAGGAGGGAGGUGAAGCUUGAACUUCAGUCUCACCUCACUUGCAGUACGCUAUAUAAGUCACAUGGCACACCUAAGCCUGUGUACUUAGCAAUAAACAAGACCGUGCCCAUUUUACAAGGCCGGUGACAGAUGAGCAUACUACCUUACUCCCCAUACUUUUGUUGAGACACCAGGAAACACUUAUUUGGUUGUGAGCUUACACGUAACUUGAGAGAAGCCACUCAUCUGUCAUGGAGGAGCCUGAACAGGACAUCAAGGAGAAGCUGGCAGGUGAAGAAAGUCAAGGCACGAAUCCACACUUGCCGACUGACGCGUGUGACGACCAAGCUGACACCAUGGGUGCAGAGCUGGUGCUUAAAGUAAGAAUUCACAACUCCAAGGAAAAUGACUUCAUUGAAAUUGAACUGCACAGACAAGAGCUGAGUUAUCAGAACCUACUACAAGUGAGCUGCUGUGAACUGGGGAUCCACCCAGAGCAAGUGGACAAGUUGAGGAAGCUGCCAAACACACUGCUUAGAAAGGACAAAGACAUUCAAAGACUCCAGAACUUUCAGGAGAUAGAACUCUUGGUGAAGAGUGGAAACUCUGAAUGGACUCAGCACACAGCAUCACCCUUGACGGAGAGACCCUGCUACAACAGUGAAGCUGCAAAACUGACUUACUAGCUCCACGAGAGAAGGAUCUGGAAUCAUUGUCAAUACGAGGCCUAGACCCAUGUGACAAUUAGCUAACCACAUUUGAACUUUGAAAAAUUUCCUCAUUUCUGACCUCUCUGAGCAGGAAUUGUUUGACAAACACAGCUACAGUACCCAUGAGAGGCCAAGUUGAUUUUGAAGUGCUGUACCCCAAUACUGACACUCUACUACUGAGCUGCAUAUACGCCCAGCCCCACUUACCUAUCAAAUGGAAUGACUUAGGAUCUGAGUAAACAACUAACUUCUCAAGGCUGAGACUUGUGAAAACAGCUCACACCACUGUAGUUGGAGGUGGCUUCACUAGCUUACUCAAAGGUUGGUGGUUGUCAUAUGCCCAUCUAGUCUUCUGAAGUCCACUUUUGGCCCGUCUUAGAUGGCUGUAACUUGCCCACAUUCACUCACCCAUUCCUCUUUACGUAGCCAUAUCUCCUCAACUAUCCAAUCACCUCUGAUCGUUAUGAAAUGAGUUUAAUUAAAACACCAGGGCUCCUCACAGACCCACACAUUCCAUUUGUAUUCCCAGCUCAGAGUCCUGUCUCCUUAUCACUGACUUCCCAGCAGCUGAGAUUUGAGGGAAAUUGGGAAAGGCAGAGCAGGCACUACCCAACUAUUGGAGGAGUACAGCUUACAGUACGGCCAUGUGCUUGGUAUCAGAACUCUAAUGGAAGGGGCACUAUCAGGACAUGCGCUUUGGAAGUGUUCCAGCUCCAGUAACGACUGACUGACGACAGGAAGGAGCCCCAAGUGACAACUGCCCUGUGCUUCACUUUCAGUAAUGAGGAAAAUUUAGCAGGGGUGUGAGAUUGGUUAACAGCUAGAAAUCACCAUUAGCAGAACACCGAGAACUAUUUUUAAAUUAAUACAUUUGUUUAGAAUAAGUUUUAAUUGAAACACGACAAAUUUAUCCUAAGGGCAGAAUCUAUGUAGGUGUUAUCCAGUGGCUACAGUGUGAACAGUAAUUCAACCACAAGGCUAAAGAGCAAAUUCUUACCUGCUCUAAGUAAAUAAGCACACUCCAAGACAAACAAAAUGGGGGGCGGGGGGCGCACACACAGGGCUCUAGUAGCCCAGGGGGCUUUAGACUUCCUGUGUAGCUGAGGGAUGUCCCUGAACCUCUCAUGUGCUGGGAUUACAGAUUCAAAGACCCCUUUCUUUAAGUCCUAAAACAAAACCUGAGAGUUUCAAAAGGAAGUACAGUUAAGUUUUACUUUGUAUCUUGAGUGUAAAAACAAGAGGAAAGAACUCCAAUAACUCUCAGUUUUAAGUGGUAUGAACCAUGCAGCAGAAUAUUAGACUAAGAAGCCCCAGAGCAUGUAUGGGUUACAAUAAAUUCAACACCCUUGACUCCCUGGUGCACACAACCUGUUUCUUUACAGUGACGGUGCUUGUUAAGUCAUGCACCUCCUUUUGUGCUGUGCUCGUGGUGGUAGUCCAGGUACAGCUCCCACGAGACGACAAGAAAUAAGGGGUGGGGGCGGGGGACAGGGGGCGCUGCUCCUGUUCUCUUCACUGACCCACCCCAUUACUAAGAUUACUAAGCAUGCCAGGCAACGGUGGUGCACACCUUUUUGAGGCCAGCCUAGCCUACAGAGCGAGUUCCAGGACAGCUAAAGCUACACAGAGAAACCCUGUCUCAAAAAAACAAAAACAAACAAACCAAAACCAAUCCUCAAGCUCACCUCAAAAGGGCUGAAUCUCACCUGAGGAGUAGGAUGUGGUGGAGUAAUUGCUAGGAACUAAUUCUUGGCUAUGUGAACCCUGAGCAUAUAUCUGUUCGGGGUUUUCAAGUCCUGAUCAUUUUGUCUUAAAGAGUCAACAUUUUUGCUAAUACUUCAUGGUACUUAACCCUUCCCUGGAAAGCUACUUAGGAUAGAAGCAGCCAUUCCCUGGUUGCCACCUAAAUGGAAAAAGGGAAAAAAAAAAAAAGGUAUCACACACUGUGUGCAUGCCUUGUGUGUAGUGUAAGUGUGGUGGUGUACUUAUAACCUAAGCAGUUGGGAGAAAGAUUUCCAAUUUCCAAGCUAGCUUGGGCUACACAGUGAGACCAUUUAAAGAAUGAAAGGAGAAAGUGUGCCUUUUAAAAUCUGCCAUGCAUUAAGGUUAAUUUAGUAUGUUUAUUAGUCACUACCUACACCAAAACCUUUCCCACUUAAAAAAAUUUUUAUUAAGAAAUAGCAAAUACACAAAAGCACACAAACAUACAAUUCAAAAAGAAAAGAGCCCGCCCAGCUUGAGAGAGGAGUGGCCAUUCCUCUGAAAACCCUUUUGCCCUCCAAGGUCAUUCUCAAAGGAGCCACUAACUGAUCUGUAUGUCAACUGUUUGACAUUUCUUUCAUUUCUCAAUGUAUUUUUAACAGCCUGGUUUGACCUUUACCAAAGUGAACCACAAUGAAUAGAUCCUUCUGUGGCUUGCGUUUUGGGGAUAUUAUUAUAUCUUGCGUCAUCCAUGGUCACAUGUGAAGCCAAAGUUCAUGUUCACGCCUGUGAAUUCCGUGGUGGGGAAGUGUCACACUAGUUAUCCAACACAAGUGCUGAUGGGAUCUUCCCAGGGUUUUGUUGGUUUGGGUUUUCUUUUCUUCAUUACACAAGAUGACAUUAAGACAUUUGUUCAUCCAUCUCCUGGCACAUUUAAGAGUUUUUCAAGAGUAUGUACCUAGGGCUGAAUACAGCACUUAGCUGUGCCGCACUGUUUGCAAAGUUGCUCCUAAACAACCUGUUGAUAGACAACUGAUCUACUUGGUAUGGCUAAGGGGAAGAAAUAGAUCAACUAUGAAACUCUGGAAAUGCAUUUUAAUAGAAAAUCCAUAAUUCUGACACAAUGAAAAUGUCAUUUACCCUGUUUCAGCUAACUUGAAACACACUCUUUAAAAGCAACAUGAUCAACUUCAAAGUGCUGUAUCCUACAUCUCAAAUAAAUGUUUCCAAAUAUAGUAACUGAAAAUGGCAAAUUUAGAACAUAUAUGAUGGACACCAUCAUAUAUAAAAAAGAUAGAUAGAUAGAUAGAUAGAUAGAUAGAUAUAGAUAGAUAGAUAGGUAGAUAUAGAUAGAUAGAUAGAUAGAUAGAUAGAUAGAUAGAUAGAUAGAUAGAUAGAUAUUGUGUAUUCCCCACCUCCUACUUCUUGCCCCAUCCAAGUGCUUGAAAUAGGCAACAUUGGGAACUCUUAGAGGAGCAGACAGGCAGGAGCAAAGGAAGACACAGAUCACCGAACACUUCGGCUGUAGCUUUUAGACCAAGAACAGGCAUUACAAUUGCAGUUAUCAAACAAGUUAAAAUGCAUAGUCAUCCUGGGUCCUUUCACAAGCAAAUAAAAACCAGUCAAAAACACAAGCUUAAAACUCAACCCUGAAUGAAGAAGUGUCACCCCAUAGAAUGUUUCAUGCACAUAAAAAGUUAGGCAUAUUCAUAUCACUCAUCUACAAUGCAUCUAUGCAUCUUUAAAAAUGUAACAGAUGUGAACUCAAAAAACUUCACUACAAAAUUUUCAGUUUGUACAUCCCUAAAAUCUUUAAUUAGAUGGCUCAGCUUAAAGGUUAUAUGAGCCAUGUUCUUAGACCCUGGAAUGACCUUUGGUCCUCCUGUGACACUAGCUGCAUUCAAGGUGUGAAAGGCUCUAGAAGAAACUCUCUCAGCAGAACAGCAUGAACAACUUAACAGCUCAUGAUUACAAAGGUACAAAAGUGGUAGCUGGGAUCUGCUGCAGAGGCCAUCUGUCUAGUCUGUCUACACUCUCCAGGAGAUGCUCGUCUUCUGUCCUUUGGAGAUUUACAAGGUAAAGGGCCAUCAGUCUGAGAACUACAGAGUAAACGCUCAUCAGAUUUUACAAUGAGCUAUUUGGGGAGCCUCCUCCUUCAGAGACAAAUUAACAACAUAACUGAGACUUGCUUAAGAAUACAGAGGAGUAGACAUACACACACACACACACACACACACACAUGCAUGCAUACACACUUGUGCACCCCACCCUACCCCAUACGCAGACACAUGCACACAUACAGGAACUAGCUAUGGCUAUGAGUCUUACAGGAGAUAAGUUAACAGAGAUUGAUUAUACUCUUAUGAGGUAAAAAAAAUUCCAAAAUAAAAAGCACUUUAAAAAAGAUUAACUGUUUGCUCUGAUUUCAAAAUUACACAGUAAUUGGAUUAAAACUAGCUCUCCAAAAAGACAUGACACAUUCACAAUUCUCUCUCUCACACACACCAAAUGACAGAGACAGCUAUUUGGUCUACACAACAGAACUGCUUCUUCUAGUAAGUUAGUUCCUAGCUUCUACACCAGACACCAAUGAUCAAGUCUUUUCCAAUCUUAGAUCUGCAUCAAUAGAUCCAAGUGUUCACAGGAGCCCAUUGCUGUACUCAUUUCAAUUCACUGUUAGUCUAGACAUGGCAGAAGAAAGCAAUCUGGCAUUUAGUACUUGAGCAGAUUUCUUACAUUAUGUUCUUAAUACAACAAUGUCAUCGAACUACAUGCUACACAAAGCAGAGCUUAGUCAGGUGACUUUGCGUCUGCAAGACUGUUGUUGACAACUGCCUUCAUUUACACCUGCCUUAACCUCCCACAGCUUCAGAAACAGCCUCCCCACCAACUGCUGUAUCUCUAGAUCAUCUGGGGAGCCAAGAGGGCUCUGUCCCCAUUAACAUUUCUCAUAUAGUGUCUCUGGAAGUGAUGGCUUCAUGAUUCGUCCAAGUUUGGCAGAGAGUUUUUACUUAAUAAAUCCUGUAACGAUCCACAAUGCACACUAGAAGGAACACAGUGGCACAACAGUGAGAAGAGGCCGAGACCCAGUCUCCAAGCCCUACACUGACCGACAUGAAGCCGCUCCCAGAUGAGACGUGCUGCUCAGUUUCUUUACCUAUAAACUGAUGUCAGUACUGAGAGAAGCUGUAAGUCACAGGAACUGCUAUUAUAUAUAUAAACAUACGUACUUGGGGAUAAUAUUUUAUACAUAGUCGAUGGAGCUAGGUAUAAACAUGCUGCUACUUCCAUAUGAAAUUAUCACCUGCUUUAUUUUUCAAAUAUCCUUGUUAUAUACACUACACACCCCAUACACAGAAAUAUAUACAUUUAUAUAUGCUAAGACUGGGUUAAAAGAAAUUUUUGGUGUAGGAUUUAAAGGGAAAAACCUAGCUGAAAGUUUCUGAAUGUUUGCCUACAUUGUUUCAUAGUUCGACAGAGGAAGACAGUUUCUAAGGUUAUUCAGAACCUUUCGCUGCUAAAGAAACCUCUCAUGGUGUAAAAAUAUAUUCUAGUUCACUGUACACCUUUGCUAUUAAAAGCAAAUCCAGAUUUAUGCAUAACCACCCAAAAUUGAAGCACCAUUAAAACAUCAAGUGGGAAGGUCUAUAAAAAUUACCCUUCAACAGGACAAGUUAGAAAAACUGUUCACUAACACUUGUAGUAAUAGUGUGCCUCAUAUUUAAAAACAAGGGACUAGAUUGGAGUCAAUAGCUUUAUUAGAAAAAGAUCAAUACUAAACCUUUCAAUGACACAGACAAUCAACUCUGUAACAGAAAGUCAGAGAUACUUUAUUGUCACUUCUAAAUCCAAAGGCUAAGUAUAGCAGAAGUGUAAAAAUGGAAUCCCACUCAGUCUGCUUCACACGAAUACUAACAUUUAAGCCCGUUUUCAAAGUCCCAGACUGAAAACUUGCCAUUAAACACUGAGCAAGCCACAUGUUUAGGUAAUAUUUCUUAAAAAGUCUUAAAGAAAAAAAUAUGAUACAGGACCUAAGUUUUCAAAGUGGCAUGUGUGCUAAUAACACAUUUUCUGAAAUCUGGUAGGUCACGACAGUCCUGAAUUAAUUUUUAAUAAUAAUAAUAAAAACAAAUAACUAACUGAGCUUUAUACUUCUCUAUGCCACUAGAGCUUUCUUUCACCUCAUUUUAAUGUCGAUCUUCACUUUAUGCCGUUUUCAGUAUUCUUCAAAAAAUCUUCAACAGUAGUCCUACAAUGCAAAAUGUGGGGAAAAUUGAUAAUUAGACAGCAUAUAAAAGGUAAAAUUUUAUGACUAAGUGUUGGCCCAGUCGCUAACUGCUAAUCAUGACACAUGUGUAUUUGAAAUGUCUGUAUUGUCUUUACAUCAAGGCAUCAACGUGGUUCUUAGAGCCAUGUGCCUGUGUAUGCUGCCUCUGUGGGAAUGGUCCACAGACACAACUACGCUGCUUUUCUAAAACAGGAAUUCCACCAACAGAUCAACUAAUUGGUACUUUCUUUCAUUAGGAUUAUUUCAUCCCACGCCACUAGCCCGAAGAUUGAAGUUAGAGGUUUUAAGAACACCUAUGAAACCUAGCUUUAAAAAGUUCUUUAAGAACCCAACCUCAUCUGGUCAUCAAUCAGAUCUUCGUGUCACUGAUCCAAAGUCUGUCUUUGCUAGAUGCUGUUGCUUUCAAUGUCUCAGCCAGUGACUAUUCCUCUAUACUAUGGCUGACUGCAAAUUCUCCUACACAGUAGGAAAUGUUAAACACAUACCUCUUAAAGACUUGAGAAUUGCACUGAAUGUAACAAGGCGGAUAAUAUGAGGUGUUUAUUGUAUUUAAAAUUCUUUAAAGAUAUCUAAUUCUGGGCACCACUGCAUCCCUACACACAGUUGAAAAAAAAUUCCAUUCUGUUAACAUAUGAUUUGUAGAUUUCACGCAAUACACAAAAAAACCCCUCUGUGCUUCUUGUAAAGAACAAAAAGGAUACACAACAGUUAAGCGUAAAGGUCACAGGCAAUAGCAUUCAAACACGGAUGUGGGUAGAGAAAGGAGUACCUGGCAUGAGUACCUGCUUAGUUUGACUGAAUCCUUGAUUUCUAAUUUGGCUUUUCAUGGGCCGCUCACAACACCAACGCUGUGUGAGGUAUGGUAGUCAGCUGCAAUAAUUCAUAAACCCUACACUUCCAUCAAUCCAAUGCUACUGGCUCUCGAGUUACAGAACAAACUGCAUUAGAAUGCAAGGCAAUAAAGCAAAAAACUA